AUGGACGUCUUUGACACUCCAUAUUUUCGUACUAACAAGCUAUUGCUGUCGUUUACCGGCUUGUGGCCGAGUCAAUCGUCUAACAAGAACAGAAUUCUUUAUACGUGUACGAUACUCGGUAUAUUGAUUUUAAUAUUGCCGCAGAUCGCAUAUUUAUUCAAACACGCAAUAAAUCUGACUGAUUAUUACGAUGCAUUACCGAGUCUCACUGGCGCAUUUAUAUGUCUCAUGAAAACGAUCGGUAUAUCCUCUAAAUCUAACGAAUUUAGGAUGCUUGUUCAGCAUGUGCAAUACGACUGGUGUCUAUUAGGGAAUCACGAGACGAUUCAGAUUUUAAUAAAAUACAUGGAGAGAAGUCGAAUGUUCACAAAGGCCUAUUUAAUUUUUAUCAGCACGGGUGCGAUUAGCUUCGUCACAGCACCGAUCACAAUACCGAUCUUCGAUUUUGUGCUAUCGUCGAACGUGACGAGACCGAAAAGUCUGCCGCAUUCGAGCGAGUACUUUUUGGAUCUAGAAAAGUAUUACUACCUUCUCUUGGUGAUCACGUUUAUAGGAUAUUUUAUAGCCGUUACAGCGGUGAUCGCGAUCGAUAUCAUUUACUUCUUAAUGCUACAACAUAGCUGCGGUAUGCUCGCUAUAUUAAGUCACCGUUUGGAAAAUUUUAUUACAUGCAACAAAUCGAAAUGCGUAGAUCGGAAUUCCAUAUCUAAUAAUCAGUGGGACGAGAGUAUUGAGAAUGUGAUACAAUGCGUACAGCUUCAAAUCAGAAUAGAAAGAAUGAUACAGCUAAUUGAGUCGACGUUCGCGAUAUGUUUCAUUAUUGAUAUUGGUUUGGGAGUUUUACUUCAAUGUUCUGCGUGCGUGAUGAUCGUAACUAAUAGGAAUACUAUGGUGCUAAUAAAAAACGGUCCACUCCUGAUCUUGCAAAAUUUUCGAAUUUUUUUCAACAGCUGGUUAGGGCAGGAAAUAAUAGAUCACAGUUCUCAGGUUUCUAUCUCAGCAUAUAAUGGAAUGUGGUAUCAAACAUCUCUGGAAGUAAAAAAGAUGUUCUCGUUUCUACUAAUGAAAUGUCAAAAGCCGUAUCACAUAACUAUGGCCAAAUUAUAUGUAAUCAGUUUGGAAAAUUACAGUAUGAUCAUGAAAACAUCUGCCUCCUAUGUUACGUUAAUGAUAUCGUUAAAUUCGGAUGAAUAGUUGUCCGACAUCUGGAAUUCUGCGAUCAACUUUGUACAUCAAACAUAGAAGAUUAUUGUGGAUAUAUUUCGGCGAAUAAAUAUUUCAUCUUAUAUGCAUUGUCAGAGAAUCUUGCAUUUUAAU
Nylanderia fulva is the source of this 1317-nucleotide messenger RNA. Its product is annotated as odorant receptor 4-like. Gene Ontology annotation, biological process: detection of chemical stimulus involved in sensory perception of smell; sensory perception of smell. Gene Ontology annotation, cellular component: plasma membrane. Lineage: Eukaryota; Metazoa; Arthropoda; Insecta; Hymenoptera; Formicidae. Gene Ontology annotation, molecular function: olfactory receptor activity; odorant binding. The record is from RefSeq and is a predicted model, not a curated record.